Mytilus trossulus (common blue mussel) is the source of this 954-nucleotide messenger RNA. RefSeq lists its product as uncharacterized. The transcript has a single exon. The record is from RefSeq and is a predicted model, not a curated record. Gene Ontology annotation, biological process: proteasome-mediated ubiquitin-dependent protein catabolic process; protein polyubiquitination. Bases 1 to 954 code for a protein of 317 amino acids. NCBI's taxonomy places the organism in Eukaryota, Metazoa, Mollusca, Bivalvia, Mytilida, Mytilidae. Gene Ontology annotation, molecular function: ubiquitin protein ligase activity.
AUGUACAAAGACGUGAGUGUGGAGUUCAAACCAGAGAAUGGAUUACCAGACUCAAUUCAAUCGAUAGGAACAUUGAAUAUAUGUAAACAACCAUGUCUUCUAAGAUCUUUCUCACAAAAUAGACGACAAGCACAGGUGAUACCAAGACCUGUUGAAACCAAAACUCAGUUUUUGUACAGGUCUCAAAUAGACAUUUCUGUUUCAGAAAAUGUACAAAUCCCUGCUAUUGCUGUAACUAAUGACAACCGACUAAUCUUAUGCAAUCGCUAUAGCAACCGUUUGCUUGUUUAUAGCGACAGUGGGAAAUUUUUGCAAGACUGUACUUUAUUUUGCAAACCAUGGGAUAUCGCCAUUUUACCGGAUGGAAAUCGAGGCGUUGUAACUCUUCCGUUGGAAAAUUCUAUACAGUUUCUUAACAUAUCGAACAUGACUACGGACAAAGAACAAAUAAGUAUUCAUAACAAAUGUCAUGGUGUCGCAGUCGUGUCGAACUUUAUCGUUGUUGGUGCAAAUAGGGAACUGUACAUUCUGGCAAUGGACGGAAGCAUAAGAACACGUGUUCAAGUCCCCGGACAAUUGAUUUAUUUUCUACAUGGCGGAGACAAUAAUUCAGUGUACUAUACAGACUACCAUUGUCUCUAUCACGUUGGUCUGGACGGUGAGGAAAUAUUUCGCUACGAUAAUCCGGACUUAAAAGUUCCGGAAGGCAUAGCAAGAGAUAAUCAAGGAUAUUUGUGUGUUAUUGGUCGAGGCUCACAGAACGUACAUCGCGUUGGUGAUAAUGGACGUGCUAUUGACAUCGUACUCAAUAGGGAUGAUGGUGUUAUUUUGCCAUGGGCUAUCACAUUUAACAAUAAGGGAACAAAAGCGUUUAUUUCUACACACGAUGGAAAGUCUAUUUCAGUGUACGAUAUUCACAUAUAUACCAAGCAAAAGGGAAUUUCAAACAAUUAA